Molecule: messenger RNA, 1960 nt
Organism: Melanotaenia boesemani (Boeseman's rainbowfish)
Lineage: Eukaryota; Metazoa; Chordata; Actinopteri; Atheriniformes; Melanotaeniidae
Gene: srpx
Product: sushi-repeat containing protein X-linked
Exons: 10
Coding region: 94-1512 (472 amino acids)
Source: RefSeq, a predicted model, not a curated record
GUCCCCGUGUCUGACUCUCGGUGGACGGCCUGCCAGCAUGAGGAGAAUCCUCCCUUGUUUCUGGAGCAAGAGGCGGGCCUUUGGAAAGCAGGAAUGCACUGGAAGUUUUCCUGCAAACUCUCCUUCACACAUUGUAAGGCGUCCGUCCCACGUCCCGCUAUGGACAUGUGGCCGCUGGUGCUCCUGUUUGUCCAGCUCUGCUUCUGCUCCGGCUAUGAAGGGUCAGGACAGUACACUUAUGGAGACGAUGAGGACUGGUAUUCACGUAGAUAUAAAGGGACCCCGUGGUGUGCACCUAUUAAGGUGAAACAUGGUGAUGUGAGCUGUCGCACACCCAGAGGGGAGCACUACAGGAACGUAAUGGGGACGCGUUGUAAAAUCCGCUGUAAACGGGGAUAUGAAGUCCAGAGCACGGAGGUGGUGUGUAUGGCAAGCAAACACUGGUCCUCCAACUAUGCUUGCCGAGAGAUCCGCUGUCCUAAGUUAGACAUGCCCAUUAACGGAGGCUACAAGUGUUCAGAUGGCUCCUACUUCAGCUCUCGCUGUGAGUUCUUCUGCUCCCCUGGAUUUACUCUCAAGGGCCAGAAAACGGCAACCUGCCAGCACAACAAAGCGUGGAGCGCCGCAGUCCCCACAUGUGUUGAUAUUGAUCCCCCAAAAAUUAAGUGUCCCAGUGUGAAGGAUAAGUGGGCUGAACCAGGCAAGCUGACAGCGAGGGUGACUUGGGACACGCCAGAGGGUAUCGACACGGCAGACGGCAUCCUUACAGAUGUUACCCUGAAAGGAAAACCCUCAAAAUCUGACUUCCCAGAAGGCCUUCAUAAGAUGUCCUACACUAUAUUUGACCGAGCUGGGAACAAAGGAUCUUGCCAUUUCUCUGUCAGAGUACGAGUGCGCCGCUGCAGCCCGCUGACUCCCCCAGACAAUGGCUACAUGAAAUGUGACAGUGAUGGAGACAACUACGGGGCCACCUGUGAAUUCACCUGCACCGGUGGCUACGAGCUGCAGGGUAGCGCUGCCAGAGUUUGUCAGUAUGGACUCACCUGGUCUGGCUCGGAUACAAACUGUGCACCUAUGAACAUUAACGUGGGAGUGCGUACAGCUGCUGCACUGCUGGACCAGUUCUACGAGAAGCGACGGCUGCUCAUUAUCUCUGCACCAACUGCUGCCAAUCACAAUUACCGCUUCCAGAUGACUAACCUACAGCCCGCUCAGUGUGGAUUGGACCUGAGACAUGUGACAGUUAUUGAGCUUAUUGGGACCUACCCAGCACAAAUAGGCCGAAUUCGACACAGGCUGCUUCCCCCAGGACUGGCCCUGCAGCUCAGGCUACUGCUCCGGAUUCCUCAGAGGUCUUUCCAAAUGGUGGUUGUAGACAAGCAGGGCAUAGACAAGCAGCGCUACCCAUUUCCCAUCACAGCGGCUGAAUUAUUCACCACCAUUGACACCUUUCCCCUCCGCAAGGAUGAAAUGGUGUUACAGCAGGAGGCAGGCCAAACCUGUCAAUCAUAAACCAUGGACUGUCAGCCAUCUUUGAUCCUUUUCCUCCCUCAUCACAGCAGAAAAAGCAAGUCUCAGAUCAUAUGUUUUCAUCCACAUGUCACACACUCCUACAUGAACUCAUUCUGUCCUGUAUCCAGUGUGUGAGCAUGUGUGUGUCAUCUUCAAAGGUGUGGAUGUCAGUCAUGGUGUUGAUCUGAGGCUGGUCUAGAUUGAAACAAUCCCACCGUACAUUACAGUCACAUUGAUUCCUGUGUUUAUCUGAGUGUUUUGCUAUUUUUUUAAUAUUUUCAAACCAGAAAUAUAUUUUACUAUUUUGUACAAAAAGUCUGGAAAACUUUUAGCCUUUUUUAAUAUUUAUGUCUCAUGUCUUUAAUAAUGAUGUACCCUGUGUUUUAUGCACAGUGCUUCUGUGCGUUCGAGUGGGUUUACAAAACACUGAUUAAAUAUUUGUCAUGCA